AUGGUGAUGACAAGAAUGCUGAUGCUGAACAAAAAUAUGGAAAUUUGAAAUUAUUAAUUUAUUGUAUUCAUCUUCAUCAUCCAGUUAAGGAAUGAGAUAAAACAAACAGAAAAUUGUAUAAUUCAAGAUAUGGAGUUAUUUGUUGUGAACAGGCAUGAAGGUGAUCAACUUCAAGAAGUUCCUGAGAAUGAUGAGCAAUCUAAGCUAGACAAGGUUCUGAAAAAAAUCGAGAAGAAUAAAAAGUUGAGGCUUAAACAGAAAGAAAAACAAUCUGAAAUUCAAUCUGCUAAGCAAAAAACUAUUGAGGCAAGAAAAAUCAGAAGAGAGAUCAAAGCUUCUAUAAUAUCAGUUCCAGAAAACACAAAUAAUGAGUUCAUUGAUAAAACUGUUGAGGAACCAAUUCAAAAUGAAAGUAUAAACACAGAGAAACCAUCAAAUAAAAAGAGAAGAUUGGACCCUGCACUUUUGGAAGGUUUCACUGUACUAGGAGCUGACAAUGUUUCAAAUAAAACAAAAGUUAAACGUGUACUUCCAAAUUGGCUCUCAAACCCAUCCAUAAUAUCAGUAAACCUCCAGAACCUUGAAACUAAAGUCUCAGACCUUAAACAACUAGACAAAGGUCUCAGAAAACUUCUGAAAGCAAAUGGGGUCAAAUAUCUCUUCCCAGUACAAGCACAAGUCAUCCCAUGGCUUUUACAAAGUAUACAUGAUUCUCAAGUAAUUUUUCCUAGGGAUGUUUGUGUCUCUGCACCCACAGGAAGUGGAAAAACACUUGCCUUUGCUCUUCCUGUCAUCCAAGCUUUGAAGAAACACACUGUAAAGAAAAUAAGGGCUCUGGUGAUUUUGCCUACACAGGAUUUGGCCUUGCAAGUGUUCAAGACUUUCAAGAUGUACACACAGAAUACUAGCAUUGAUGUGUGCCUCAUAACUGGGAGCAAUUCAUUUGCAGUAGAGCAAUCACAACUGAUAACUGAAAAUAAAGUAUUUGGUCCCAUAAGCAGAAUAGACAUUCUAGUUUGUACUGCAGGUAGGCUAGUGGAUCAUUUGAAGCUGACCAAUGGUUUUUCUUUGAAAAACCUAGAAUUUCUUGUUAUAGAUGAGGCUGAUAGAGUUCUUGAGAGUGUUCAAAAUGAUUGGUUGUAUCAUCUAGAGAAGCACAUUCAUUUGGAGGAACCAGGUUCUCAGGAUGUCCAUGUUUUGAAUCUACAGACCCUACAAAAACAUAGGCCACCACAAAAACUGCUAUUUUCAGCAACUCUUUCCCAAGAUCCAGAAAAACUGCAAAAGCUCUCCCUGUUUCAACCAAAACUAUUCACUUCUAUUAUGGAAAACCAAGAGGAAACCAACAAUAUUGAAAAACCUAGAGAAAGCUUCAUUGGGAAAUACACUACUCCAAGUGAACUAUCAGAAAAGUACAUUGUCACUUCUGUGGAAUUGAAGCCUCUGUUCUUGUACAAAUUCAUCAAAAUGGAAAAACUAACAAGGUCCAUUGUUUUCACACACUCUUUAGAAAGUGCUCAUAGAUUGACAUUACUUUUGAGAACUUUAUUAGAAGACAAAGUGAAAGUUGAGGAGGUUUCUUCAAAUUUGCAAGGAAAAAGUAGGAAUCAACUCAUCAGCAAGUUUACUGGUGGUGAAAUUGACUUAUUGGUUUGUACUGAUUCUCUGGCAAGAGGAAUUGAUCUACCAAAUGUACAGUGUGUUAUUUCAUACUCUGCACCAAAACACCUCAAAACGUACAUCCACAGGGCUGGUAGGACAGCUAGGGCUGGAGAGCAGGGCUUAGCAGUUACUCUGUUGAACAAAACCCAGCUCUCCAAAUUCAAGGGAUUGCUUGAGCAAGCAAAUAAAACCAAUGUUGAAGAACUGAUUAUUCCUGAAGAUGAUUUGGAACCACUGGAAGAAAAAUACAGAGGCUCCUUGGUGGAGCUCAAGAAGAUUGUUGAAAAAGAAGAAAAGUUGAAUUUGGAAAGAACCCUUGUUGCUAAAGGAAACAAAAAAACCAGGAAGAAGAGAAAGAGGCAAGAUUCUGUUGGCACUGGCAGUAAUACAUGAAAAUUUGUGAAUAAAAAUCUUAAAAAAAUCUGCUUUUUUUCAAAUGGAACUAUUUUAUCAUAGAAUGAGAG
Molecule: messenger RNA, 2126 nt
Organism: Phaedon cochleariae (mustard beetle)
Lineage: Eukaryota; Metazoa; Arthropoda; Insecta; Coleoptera; Chrysomelidae
Source: the annotation of a GenBank genome assembly